AGUGUGUUUCAGUGGGACGACCGUUCCUUAACCCGGCCAGUAAAAUGUUGGCGUUCACGAGAAACACUUGCGAAGAAGAUGGUUCUUGAAGCACAAAGGUACCUUCAAAUCCGCUCGAAAUCUACUGAAAGGAAGAGAGGAGGGUCCGCACACAAGGGAUACAUGUAAUGAUCAAAUCGUACUUUCCGAAGCUGUCCCACCACAUCAUCAAGAAUGAGCCUAUCAGCCGAAAGGGAGUCCACUAGGCAUGCCUGUCUUAAACCAAUCGCAACGAACUGGAAUUCUACCGCCGUUUUGCGAAUAGCAUCCAAAAAAACACGCCGCACCCGUCCAGAGGCGGCUCCCAAACUGUUUCUGAGCGCUGAAACGAUGUGCUCGAAUUGGGCUUCACGGCUGUUGGAUGAAGACAUGAUUGAUGUCCAAUUGGUUCCCACGCUCCGGCGUCAAAUGUUGACCGAGGUCAACGUCCAUUUGUUCAAAAUUCGUACCCGCAGCCUUUCCCGCUCCCGUUGCGCCGUAUCGGGCCAUAGUUCAAACAAAAAAAGGGAGACUCAUCUUUUCUCGAUGCCUUCUUGGUGCCACAAGAUUCUUCUGCUGUAGUAGGCAGGUGACCAGCCUCUCUUUAACGGGAAGCCGCUUAAGCAAGGUGCAUACGGUUCCCAAUGCACAUUAUAUCAUUUCCGUGUGGUCAAGGAGGAUGGUCUCUGCUGGAGCCACUCCAG
Messenger RNA from Cantharellus anzutake, 722 nucleotides. RefSeq lists its product as uncharacterized. Bases 214 to 600 code for a protein of 128 amino acids. The transcript is spliced from 2 exons. The record is from RefSeq and is a predicted model, not a curated record. Lineage: Eukaryota; Fungi; Basidiomycota; Agaricomycetes; Cantharellales; Hydnaceae.